This is a messenger RNA of Corylus avellana, 1631 nucleotides long. It is a transcript of the gene BIOF, whose product is annotated as biotin F. The record is from RefSeq and is a predicted model, not a curated record. Gene Ontology annotation, molecular function: pyridoxal phosphate binding. NCBI's taxonomy places the organism in Eukaryota, Viridiplantae, Streptophyta, Magnoliopsida, Fagales, Betulaceae. Gene Ontology annotation, biological process: biotin biosynthetic process.
UCUGCUAAUGGAGACAAUGAGCUUGUGGGACAACUUGGUCGAAGAGGCACUAGCAAAGCUUCAAUCUUUGAAACUCCUUCGGUCUCUGAGACCCAUUCACCUCUCCAGUCACCAGCCAGGAAAAGCCAUUGAAAAUGAAACUCAAAACUCCUCGAAUUCCGAACAAGAAGAAAAAGGACACGAAUUCUUCCAGGUGUUUGAUAAAAUGCAGCCCUGGGACCGGUCCUCUGUGGAGGUUCAGAUGGCCGAAGAAACAUUUCAAAGAUGGAUCCGUGACCUUCCCAGUACUGGAGACGAGGCUUCCUGUAGAGAUGAAGUAACUGAUAAUGAAGAAAAGGCUUGUCCUCAGCAAUCCAAAAGGCUACUUUUGUUCUCUGGAAAUGAUUAUUUGGGCUUGAGCUCACAUCCGACAAUUGGAAAUGCUGCUGCGAAGGCAGCCCAAAAACAUGGAAUGGGCCCAAGGGGUUCUGCUCUAAUUUGCGGCUAUACCAAUUACCAUAGGCUACUAGAGUCAAGCUUGGCAGAUCUGAAGAAAAAAGAGGAUUGCCUUCUUUGUCCUACUGGGUUUGCAGCCAAUAUGGCCUUAAUGGUAGCAUUAGGAAAUAUUGUUGCUCUCUUGGCUGCAGGCAGAAAACUUUUGGAGGAAGAGAAGAUUGCCAUAUUUUCUGAUGCACUGAAUCAUGCAUCAAUAAUAGAUGGUAUUCGUCUUGCGGAGCGAUACCGAAGUGUUGAAGUGUUCAUCUAUCAACAUUGUGACAUGUCUCACCUUAAUGAGCUCUUAUCGAAAUGCAAAAUGAAGAGGAAAGUCGUUGUCACUGAUGGUUUGUUUAGUAUGGAUGGAGAUUUUGCACCAAUGGUUGAGCUAGUAAAGCUUCGUAAGAAGCAUCAGUUCUUGUUAAUCGUUGAUGAUGCUCAUGGAACAUUUGUUUGUGGAAAAAAUGGGGGUGGAGUAGCUGAGGAGUUCAAUUGUGAAGGAGAUGUUGACAUAUGCAUUGGCACUUUGAGUAAGGCUGCAGGUUGCAGUGGUGGAUUCAUAGCAUGCAGCAAAAAUUGGAAGCAACUCAUACAAUCAAGGGGUCGCUCCUUUAUAUUUUCAACUGCUAUGCCAGUCCCCAUUGCUGCAGCUGCCCAUGCUGCUGUAAUUGUGGCGAAAAAGGAGACAUGGCGUAGAAGGGAAAUUUGGCAACGGGUGCACGAUUUUCAUACUCUUACUGGAAUCCCCAUCACAAGUCCCAUAAUAUCUCUUAUUGUAGGGAGUGAAGAAAAGGCCCUACAAGCCAGCCGGCAUUUGUUGAGAUCUGGCUUCCAUGUAACUGCAAUCAGACCCCCAACAGUGCCUCCCAACUCAUGCAGGCUAAGGGUAGCCCUGAGUGCAGUGCACACAAUGGAUGAUCUGAAGAAGCUCACCACUGCACUCUCGCACUGCAUUAAUUUCCAAGAUAUUGGCUACCAAAUCCCAAUUGGAUAUGCAAGGCUGUAGUGUUUGAAUUCUUUUUUUUUUCCUUCUUCUUCUUUUCUUUCCUGGAUUGCAUUGAUUCAAUUUUGCAAGAAUGAUUGAAAUGUUGCUAUUGUUCUGUCAAUCAGCAGUAAUAAAUAUACUUUAAGGGGCAGCCUGGUCUUUUUUUUUUUUU